Messenger RNA from Neogale vison (American mink), 1561 nucleotides. RefSeq names its product aspartic peptidase retroviral like 1 (gene ASPRV1). Gene Ontology annotation, cellular component: membrane. The transcript has a single exon. Bases 174 to 953 code for a protein of 259 amino acids. The record is from RefSeq and is a predicted model, not a curated record. Gene Ontology annotation, biological process: proteolysis. NCBI's taxonomy places the organism in Eukaryota, Metazoa, Chordata, Mammalia, Carnivora, Mustelidae. Gene Ontology annotation, molecular function: aspartic-type endopeptidase activity.
CCAGCAGUCCUUCUGACAGCUCGUGCCGGGCCCCCUCUGCCUGCCCCAGACGGGCAGCAAACAACACUCCGCUCCGAGAGGCCUUCUUCUCCAGCGUGAUUGCGCCCCCACUGCUCUGCGCUUUGCUCUACUUGGCGUGGGUCGGUGCUGCAGUUCCAGAGGAGGACAGAGGGAUGGCGGGGAGCGGAGCCAGGAGUCGGGAGGGCCGUCGGGAGCAUGCCUUCGUUCCGGAGCCCUUUGAUGGAGCCAACAUAGCCCCACACCUCUGGCUGCACCGCUUCGAGGUCAUCAACGACCUCAACCACUGGGACCACACCACCAAACUCAGGUUCCUGAAAGAGUCUCUCAGGGGAGAUGCCCUGGAGGUCUAUAGUGGACUCAGCCCCAAGGACCAGGAAGACUACGGUGCUGUGAGAGAGACCCUCCUGAAAGCCUUCGGCGGGCCUGGGGCCACCCGCAGCCACCUGCCCAAGGAGAUCGUCUUUGCCAACAGCAUGGGUAAGGGCUACUACCUCAAGGGGAAAAUUGGCAAGGUGCCUGUGAGGUUCCUGGUGGAUUCCGGGGCUCAGGUGUCUGUGGUCCACCCCAGCUUGUGGGAGGAGGUCACGGAUGGUGACUUGGACACCCUGCGGCCCUUUGAGAAUGUGGUAAAAGUGGCCAAUGGGGCUGAAAUGAAGAUCCUGGGCAUCUGGGAUACAGUGGUGUCCCUGGGGAAGCUGAAGCUGAAGGCAGAGUUCUUAGUGGCCGACGCCAGUGCUGAAGAAGCCAUCAUUGGUACUGACGUGCUCCAGGACCACAACGCCGUCCUGGACUUCGAGCAUCGCACAUGCACCCUGAAGGGGAAGAAGUUCCGCCUCCUGCCUGUUGGAGGGUCCCUGGAAGAUGAGUUUGACCUGGAGCUCAUAGAGGAGGAGCCCUCCUCGGGGGAGGGGGGACAGGAGCUCUCCUACUGAGAAGCCCCCUUUCCUUUACCCCCCAAACAUCAGUGGGAGGACCCACCACAGUGGAAGGGAAGGGCAAAUAGCCUCAGGGGUCACUGGGUUUUGCCAGCCUUCUGGAACCAACUCUUGCCUCUUCCUCUCCCUCCUCCUCCAUGUGCAGGGGCCUUCUUCUGUCCCUGGUCAGGGAAGCUUCCAUCUGAGCAGGCACAGGUGAGGGAGAACAGGCUGGCUAUCUCAGAGGGAGGGAAGAGUCCUCAUAGUGGUCAAGCUGCUAUUGGUGGCAAAGAUUUAAGACCGGAAGGUUCCAAGACGACUAGAAAUGACUGUCUUUCAGAGAGGACUGGGGUACCUCUUCAGAUCCCCUGAGAUGCGGCUCAGUCCCUUCCAGCUCCAUGCGGUCCUUCUCAGCUGGGCUGGGUCCGGGCUACAAGGUCCUCACAAGCAAGACCCAGCCCUUGUGGGUGAGGGUCACAGCUGCCCUGGGAGUCUUCCCUGCUGGGUCUUCCCACCUACCUGUAUGAUGUAGUUUCCUUCUGUCAUUUGCUCUGAAACUCAUUGAGCCUUAUGCCCAUAAUUCUUUACUUCAAAAACCAAUAAAAAUUGACUCAUGGAAAAAAAAA